CGGUAUUGGCCCGCUUAGCGUUCAACGUCCUUUGGCUUGCUUACCUAAACCUGAGGUAGCAUUACAUUACCUAAAAAAGUGUAUCUGUUAGGUACAUGUACAGCUUUCAAUGUUUUGCUGGCCAGGCCAGAUUGCAGCUAGCGCAUUUGGAGAUAACGUACCUGAACAUUUACUAGGAAAUCUGGCCGUUAGUAUCCAUCACCACAUCACUUGCACCUUCAAUUACUUCCCGCUCCUUUCCUUAGCAAGCCAACAAUUCAACUUUUUCCCUUUCGACAAGACACUUCUUUCUUGCCUUUCUACGAAUUCAUCUACCUCAAUCGCAACUUUACCAUCAUCUCCACCAUCCACCCACCCACAAUGUCCGACAUUCAAGAUAUCCUCGAAAUUCCCAGGGACUUCGUCAAGGACGGCACGCAAUUCCUGACGCGAUGCACUAAGCCCGACAAGCGCGAGUUCAUCCAGAUCAGCAAGGCCGUCGGUGUUGGUUUCCUAGUCAUGGGCGCAAUUGGCUACUUGAUAAAACUAAUUCACAUCCCCGUCAACAACAUCCUAGUCGGAGCCGCAUAAACGAUUCAAGAGAGAUGGAUUUCGAGGCGCGGAGUUGGGUUGGCUAAGGUGCACGAAAACAGGACAGAUGUAUAGUGAAGACCGGGACGAAGAAAGACUUCCAUAAUACUAUACUACAUGUCGGUAUUAGUGUGGCAUUAUACGAUAUAUGAUUGAUCAUCGCGGUCGAGAUCGAGGAAAAGCUAUAGGUAUUGCUCGAUUAUUCCAUCACAAAGGGAGAGGCAAGCUUGAGGUCAUAAAAAGCGCUCCUGUAUUUGCUCUACCUGCGUUGGCAUCUCUCUAGACCAUUGUAUAAAAUUGCUUUUCAGUGCUUCAUGAAA
Molecule: messenger RNA, 890 nt
Organism: Daldinia vernicosa
Lineage: Eukaryota; Fungi; Ascomycota; Sordariomycetes; Xylariales; Hypoxylaceae
Product: protein translocase SEC6
Exons: 3
Coding region: 361-570 (69 amino acids)
Biological process (GO): post-translational protein targeting to membrane, translocation; protein targeting
Cellular component (GO): Ssh1 translocon complex; membrane
Molecular function (GO): transmembrane protein transporter activity
Source: RefSeq, a predicted model, not a curated record